Symbiodinium pilosum is the source of this 265-nucleotide messenger RNA. The record is from the annotation of a GenBank genome assembly. NCBI's taxonomy places the organism in Eukaryota, Dinophyceae, Suessiales, Symbiodiniaceae.
GCCGCACGACGCGCCGCAUGCCUCGCGCGCCUUGCGCGCCCCGCGGUGUUUGCCCAUGGCCGACCUUAGCUUCAGGAAGCUUCUAAGUGUGGACAGCGAAGAUUCAGCCGAGGAUGCUGACGCUGAGGAGGUCCAGUUGCAGGGCUUCGUGCCACCCCUGCUGGUUGACACGCAGAGAUGCACCAUGGUCAUUAUCAUGCCUCGAAACAAGAACACUGGCGGUGCAGUGGACCACCACGAAGUGGUGGAACAACCUUACGCCAAG